Messenger RNA from Cyprinodon tularosa, 3312 nucleotides. RefSeq names its product tsukushi small leucine rich proteoglycan homolog (Xenopus laevis) (gene tsku). The coding region runs from base 264 to 1370 and encodes 368 amino acids. Gene Ontology annotation, molecular function: protein binding. The transcript is spliced from 3 exons. NCBI's taxonomy places the organism in Eukaryota, Metazoa, Chordata, Actinopteri, Cyprinodontiformes, Cyprinodontidae. The record is from RefSeq and is a predicted model, not a curated record.
UCCCUCGUAGAUCGUGCCAGGCUGCACAUGGGGUGGUAAUUGUAGUCUGGUAACCAGCUCACCUCGCAUGACUUUGGCAAAAAGCUGUAAUUUAAUUUCUCACCCAGCUGUGAUGCAGUGAAACCGCAAUGCUCGUCUUUUCCCCUGCACUCUGCUGUGUCAUGGCCUCGUUGACCUGAAAGCCACUGUGUGUAUCUACAUGUUGCUCAACUAGCAACCUCUGUCCAGUUUUCGUACCUCUGUGUGUGUAAAGGUUGCUUAAGAUGAACUGCAUGAGUGAGCUCUUUUCAGAUGAACAGAGCAAGAGCAGGGGAAGGAGCAUAAUGGUACUUCUCUUGUGGCUCGGCCUGUCGCUGCUGUUAGCUGAGCAGUCCAAUGCUGUCAGGAACUGCCACCCGAGCUGUCACUGUGAGGUGGAAAGCUUUGGGCUGUUCGACAGCUUCAGCCUGACCAGGGUGGACUGCAGAGGCAUGGGUCCCAGCUUCUCCAUGCCCAUUACCAUUCCUUUGGAUACCGCCCACCUGGACCUGUCUUCCAAUGAAAUGGGGCCGCUCAGCGAUGCAAUGUUAACCGGUCCAGGGUAUACUACCUUAAUUAGUUUGGACCUCAGCAGCAACAAAAUUACAAAGAUUAGCCCCAAUGCAUUGUCAAAGCUGCGUUACCUGGAGAGUCUGGAUCUGAGCUACAACAAGCUAGAGAGCUUGUCUCCUAGCUGUUUUUCUGGGCUCCCUCUUGCUGAGGUUGACCUCAGUCGCAACCGUUUCCAGGAGUUCGACAUGGCAGUGUUUGCUGCUAAAGUGAACGGCGAGCCCCUUAACGUGGAUCUAUCUCAAAACAAGCUCGUGUCAGUCUCCACCACCUUGCAUGGAAGAGUUUUAAACAUCCAGAGUGUCAAUUUGUCCUCAAACCAGCUGGUUAACGUACCGAGCAUGGCAGGACUUCCGCUCAGGUACCUAAAUCUGGAUGCCAACCCCAUCAAGAAAAUCAAGAAGGGUGCCUUUGCUCAACUCAAAGAGCUUGUUUAUCUGUCUCUCAGUGGUCUCAGUGAACUACAUGAAAUUGAGCCACAUACCUUCAGUGAUCUCCAGAACCUUCAAGUUUUGGACCUCUCAAAUAACUCAAACCUUAAAAGUCUGCAACCUGCAGUCUUCUCUGGACUAGAGUCUCUACAGGAGCUCAACUUGUCUGGCUCUGGUGUGACUUCUUUACCAGCUAACAUGUUGAGCCAGCUCCCCAGCAUCAAAAGUGUCACCCUUGGACAAAGCAUCCACUGCUGGAGGACACAGAAACAGGGACAGUUCCAUCGACAGAUAGGGCAGGUUCAACAUAACGAGGAGCUGCACUGUAACGUAGACGGCAUUGUGUUGUGAGACUGGACCACUCAGUAGAUCUGAGACUCAUUUGCUUAGAUAUGCAGAACACUCUUGAGCGGCUCUAGCAUGGCUAAAUCUGCUCCUAGGCGAUACUGUGGAUCAUACCAUAUCAUCUUAAUGUAGCUUUUAAAAAAUACUUUGGACACUUUAAGAGCAUGCUGUAUUUUCUGAACUACAGAGACCAACUUCUGUCAUGAAAAACAGAAAAUCCACCGUUUUUUUUCCUUUUCUUUCACACAAGUGUUUUAAGUCAUACAUUUCACUUCAAAGUUGUCUUAAGAUGUAAUUGAACUUAUUCCUUACGCAACAUCUUUUUUUUUCUUAAAUAAUGUCCAUAUACCAUUCAGAGAUAAUGGUUGUUACCAUGUAGCCACUAAUUUCAAUGGAACGUCUGAGGUGAUUGAAAUGAGACUUAAGGGAAGAUUGUUUGUUGUUCUUUAUGCUGCUGUUAAAUACCCUCUAAUUUCAGAGUUUAAAUCUUCAUAUCAUUUUGGAUCAGUGCCAAGCCAAAGAAGAACCAAAAUAACCCCCACUGGAUUUGAUACAGACGUGGUGAUGCCUACUGUUAGCAAUACAUCAUAUACAAACUUAUUUCUCCCCAAUAUAUUUUAUAGAAGGCAAAAAAAGGAAACACAAAUAGAAAUGCACACUAUUACCUGUUUUAGGCCGCCAUGUUGGAUCUCAGCUCAGGGUAAGAGUAUCUCACUUACCCGGUCCAGUGAGGUAUUAUUUAGCUUCAAUCAAAAAUGUCAGAGAAGGUUUGAAUAUCUUUACUGUUUGAAAUAAAUAUUUGCGUGUCUGCAAAGAUAAUCAUUUUACGACAUUCAAAUGAAUACAUUCUGUUUUAAAUAAACACCCCAAAAAUGUUUUUAUAGGUUUCAAGUGUUGGUUGUAGAGAAUAUUAUUUUAGUUGCUCUGCUCUUUAUAGGCAAACUCGAAUAUUAGCAAUAACAGAUGGAAGACGGGCAGCACUCUAUAGCCAAAGUAAACCCUAGUAACUGGUCAUUUAUUUGGCAUGUCAAUAAAAUAACCUUUCUAAAGUUCAGAGUUCAGGCAUUUUGGAAGUCAUUCUAAAACCUUGGCAAACCUUGAGACAUGCAGCUAGUCUGUCAUUACACCACACCUUAUGUGAAUUUGUUUGCUCACCUCCAGGGAAACACAUUUAUUAAAAUCAAAUGAUCACAGACUUUCACCAGUAAGCUUCUCCCUUUAAUUUUUUUUUUUUUUUAUUACUUUGGCCAGGAUGUAAUCAGACGUCAGUAUUGAACAGGCUACACAUUCAACACUUAAAGCCUUUUCUGUAGUUUGAAUGCUCUCAUCUUUUUGUUACUUUAAGCUGAAGGACAAACACGGGUUUUCAAAUUUUAAUGAUUUUUGAUCUGUGACCCUUUAAACUUUUUGUACAGUUUAUGCCUGUUCUGUGCACCAUUUAUUUGCUAAGCCACACUAAAUGUUUUGUCCCCAACAAAAAUUAAACUCCAUAUCUUUUUUCUUCUCCCCUUGACGUUGUUUUUCUGACCAUUUCGUCAUGCUUAUGGCCUUUACCACUAUUCCUAUUGAUUGCACCUUUGUCUCCACUGAGAUUACACAGCAAGAGUAAACAAGCAGGGAGCAAGUUGACCGAAAGGCCUUGAUUUACUGUCCUAUUCUGUUGUGACCAAGUCUAUUUUUUAAAGGACAAGUUGGACCACUUACAGUUUACUACAUUUUCUUUAAUAAAAUUAGACUAAGCUUGUUAUUCCUUUCGUGUAAAUAGGGACAAUCACCCUCAGAAUUGCUGGGGAAAAGCAAAUUUGCCUUUGAACUGUGUAUUUUGCUGAUAGACAAAAUGUACGUUUUGAUUUAAAGCUCAGUAUUUUUAUGGAUGUAACUAAACUGUAAAUACUUUUAUAAAUAUGUAAAUUUUAUGUGUAAUAAAAUGAUCCUUCUAACACUGUGA